AUGAUUUCGGAGGCUAUUGUACCGGUCGUGCAGAAAAUUGAUACGCCUCAAUUUAAGGCACUUUUUACACCUGAACUUAUUAAACUUAAUGAUCUCUUUAAGAGGAAUAAUUUUCAAUUACGUAUGGCUGGUGGUGCAGUUCGAGAUUUAUUAAUGGGUAUAAAACCGUCUGAUAUUGAUUUUGCUACAAAUGCAACACCAGAGGAAAUGAAGGAAUUAUUUAUCCGCGAGGGUAUCCGAAUGUUGAAUAAAAAUGGUGAAGAACAUGGAACAAUUACCUGUCGUAUUGAUGAUAAGGAAAAUUUUGAAAUUACAACUUUAAGGAUUGAUAUUGUUUGUGAUGGACGUCGAGCAAAAAUUGAAUUCACAACCAGUUGGCAGCUUGAUGCAAAUAGACGUGACCUGACGGUUAAUUCACUUUUCUUGGAUUUGGAUGGCACCGUUUUUGAUUAUUUUGGUGGCAUAAAAGAUUUGGAAAAACGACGAAUUGUUUUUGUAGGCGAUGCAAAUCAAAGGAUUCAGGAUAUUACGAUAUUUCCGUUUUUUGGUCGAUUGGCGCUAGACGGUGAAGCACACGAGAAAGCAACAUUGGAUGCUAUUAUUUCGAAUGGACAUGGUCUAAAAGAUAUAAGUGGCGAACGAAUUUGGACGGAAUUAAAAAAAAUAUGCGUUGGUCGUUUGGGUGAUGCAGUAUUAACAACAAUGCUAAAACGAUGUAAUCUAGCUUCCUUGUUGGGACUUCCAGAAAAUCCAGAUAUAGCAUACUUCUGCAAAUUGCAUAAACGUUAUUAUCAAAAAAUAGAAGCUAUGACAUUGUUAUCGUCAUUAUUUACUGAGAUGAAGCAUAUUGAACUAUUCCACAAGAGAUGCAAAUUGUCAUAUGCUGAGAAAACGUUAGCCGAAUUCAUUGUGGAACAUCGUGAUGAAGCAAAAAAGAAUGCUAAUUCAAAUUUGUUUUUCAAAAAUAUGUUGUUAAACGAGGAACGACUGCACAAGUUUACGAGAAAGAAAGUCCAAACAAGUCGAGAAAAAGUGAUCGAAUUGGCAAAAUAUACAAUGGUUGAUGAUGAGCUGAUCAGCGAACUGAAUGCUUGGAAAACGCCAGUAUUUCCAGUCGGUGGGAUCGACUUAAUGUAUAAUAAUGUUCCACCUGGAUCACAUGUUAAGCAGAUUCUUGAUCAUCUUUUUAAAAUAUGGAUCGAAAGUCAGUGGAUGAUGAGCAAGGAAGAAUUGCUAAAACAUGUUGAUGAUAUUGAAUGGAAUGAUGAGAAAAUUCGUUCAAGAUGCAAACGAAAGCAUAGCUCCAGCAACACAUGA
This is a messenger RNA of Loa loa (African eye worm), 1317 nucleotides long. RefSeq lists its product as hypothetical. The record is from RefSeq and is a predicted model, not a curated record. The coding region runs from base 1 to 1317 and encodes 438 amino acids. The transcript has 10 exons. Gene Ontology annotation, molecular function: nucleotidyltransferase activity; RNA binding. Lineage: Eukaryota; Metazoa; Nematoda; Chromadorea; Rhabditida; Onchocercidae. Gene Ontology annotation, biological process: RNA processing.